GGUGAGAUCGUGGACCAGUCGCAGCGGGAGUACAAGAUCGAGAAGAAGCUGGCGGCUAUCAAGAAGACGUGGUCUGACACGAGGGUGUCGUUCGACCUCUCGCGCGAGGACCGGACGCCGCUGCUGAGCGACCUGUCCGAGGUUCUCGAGAAGCUCGACGCGGACUCGAUGGAGAUGAACAGCAUCAACUCGCAGGGCCGCUUCAUCGAGUUCUGCAAGCCGCUGGUGGACGAGUGGAGCGAGAAGCUGCGCCUCCACUCUCGGGCGUGAUCCGUGGCCGUUUGGCCGCCCUGAGCCAGGCCAAGGAGGCCCACGAUCGUCACAUCCAAUAU
Messenger RNA from Prorocentrum cordatum, 332 nucleotides. NCBI's taxonomy places the organism in Eukaryota, Dinophyceae, Prorocentrales, Prorocentraceae. The record is from the annotation of a GenBank genome assembly.